Medioppia subpectinata is the source of this 1633-nucleotide messenger RNA. The record is from the annotation of a GenBank genome assembly. Lineage: Eukaryota; Metazoa; Arthropoda; Arachnida; Sarcoptiformes; Oppiidae.
UAUCAACACAUAAUUACUGUACGAUUGGCUUCCCUUUGGAAGUGAAGGCAUUGAAUGCCAUUGAAAUGCAUUGAAAUCAUGCAUUGAAUGCAUGACAUGAGCGCCAAUGGACUCCGCUUUGUAGUCAACAAUCACUGGUUGACCGCAUCUCAUGAUCACCGCAUCUGAUCCCUCUGUCUUUGUUCCCCCGCUUGACGUGUGAUAAUCGGUGCCGAAGACAAUGUCGGGUAACUUGAAGUCAGUGAUCGGCAACGUUAAGGAGUUGGUCAUCAAAAUCAAGACCAAACGUGACUUCAUUUUGCGUGAGUUGGACGGAAGACAAUGCGUGGACACCCGACUCAUGGAACUGUUGCUCAACUCGUUUGUGGACCAAAUACUGGACGGACAAGAUGUGAAGCCCGAGGCGGACAUUGUGGCCAAUAUCAGGAACUAUAGGCAGUGCUCUCAUCCCAACGCCGGCUCAGCCGCCGAUCCGGAGCUCAAGAAACAGAUCAAACACUUGGAGACCAAACUGGAAAUCGAGAAGAGCGACAAUCAGUCACUGCAUAGACGUCUUCAGACGUUUGGGGCGAAAGAAACUGAUUAUAAGAAACUAAUUAAAACGCUUACCGAACGGAUCGAGAAAUAUAAAGCGAAUGAAACUAAACUCAACACUCGUAUUAAUGAGUUGAGCAGUAGAUCCGAUGCCGACACGAGUGACCAAUCGAUUGGCGAACGUCUCAGAAAUGGUGGUCACGAAGAGCUCGCGAGACGAAGGAUUUCGUUUCAGGAAAGCCCUCAAAAGGCGGAAAAACCACCAGAAGUGCCGCCAAUAGUGCCACGAGUAGUGCCACCAGUAGUUCCAUUAGUAAUUGCACCAGAAAUACCACCAGAAGUGCCCAUAGAUUCAGAUUCAGACUCAGACCAAGAGGAUCAGUUGAUUAAGAUGUGUUUGAGCUCAAAGCCGUUUAUCAAAAUGGGCACCAAAAUCAAUCCGACUCUCAUUGAUGUUGAGACUGACGAAGAGACCAUUGAUAUUGAAGAGGAGGACAACAAUACGUCCAACGAGUCAAACGAGUCGGUUGUGGUCACUGAGAGGCCCACGCCGUCGGGACAGACGAACGGAAAUCAUCGGCCAAUGCGUGCCGACAACAGUCCCAAAGGAAAGGGUCCCAAAUACUCGGUGCGACACACGGAGAGGGGUUGCGUGUGCUAUGAGUGCAACACUACUGGCUGUGACUUUAUGACCCUAUCAUUGAAACACGUGCGCUAUCACUGUCGCAACGAGUGCGCCGGCCUUCAGUCGCCGGUGUGUCACAUGUGUAACCUGUCGUUCGCUUCCCAGCCGGAGCUCGACCUACACCUGUCCACAGAACACAUCGUUAACUCUCGUGUUUCCCAACCGCCGCCCAUUGCCAAGACAUCGCCGCCCGACGUGCGCACCGCCACUCACGGGUCGCGCACUCGUGUGAUGUCCGACCGUUGCGAACGACAGUUGCGUCGGAAUCGCAAACAAACGCAACUCUUCGCCCCUGUGUUCCCACCGAAGAGAGUGAAACGCGAGAUCUUCUGAUAACUUGCGGUGAUUUCUUCGCACGUUUUGUUGAAUUACAAAUUCAUGUCAUGUUUUGCGGUUCACUAUUACUAAACAAUC